AUGAGAUUGCUAAUUUUAUUCGGAAUUCUCAUUCCUUCUUUUAUUAGUGGUGAGGCCAUCAAACAAUGUUUAUGUCAACCAUACGAAAAGUGUCUCAUGAAAAGAGGAGCUGGAAGUGAACCAGUUGAUAAAUGUUUCACGAAAUGUGAGAAAAUCUUUCCCACUUGUAAAUUCGUUUCUUGCAUGAAGCAAUUCAUUCCUGAUUUCAAUCGAAUCAAGCAGUGUUCAUAUGCAAGUAUGUAUGGAUUUAGAGGAUGUACAUCUCAGAAAAUGAAUGUUUUGAGUAGGCGGAGUAUGGAAGAAUUCCGAGAUAUUAUGAUAUCUACGAUAGAAGACAAAAUUGGAGAUUUCGACGAAACACGCCAAUUUAUGAAUAAAAAAGCAGCUCGUCAAGCGGAAUGUGUUUUCGAAUGUUUGUAUCCUGGAAGAAAUCACUGUACAAGGAAACUGAAGUGUGACGUUUAUCUGCCUCCAGAGGAUGAGUUCUUCAAAAGUUUCUACUCGUGUGCCGAGGAAAAACAAUUAUUUAGUAAAUCUGAGCAGAUGUAUGCUUGCAUUUCAAAUCUCUUUGUGACAACUGGGAAGGAAGAGCCCUGGAGAGCUUCAUGA
Molecule: messenger RNA, 609 nt
Organism: Caenorhabditis remanei
Lineage: Eukaryota; Metazoa; Nematoda; Chromadorea; Rhabditida; Rhabditidae
Exons: 4
Coding region: 1-609 (202 amino acids)
Source: RefSeq, a predicted model, not a curated record